Molecule: messenger RNA, 1608 nt
Organism: Dendronephthya gigantea
Lineage: Eukaryota; Metazoa; Cnidaria; Anthozoa; Malacalcyonacea; Nephtheidae
Product: putative ankyrin repeat protein RF_0381
Exons: 4
Molecular function (GO): protein binding; ATP binding
Source: RefSeq, a predicted model, not a curated record
CAUAGUCUUAAUGGCAAGGAUGAUGACGGAUGGACUGUAUUGCACUAUGCUGUUACCAGCGGAACGCUAGAAGUGGCGAAAUAUCUUUUGGAAAAGGGUGCUAAUGUAAAUGGUGAGAAUACUAACGGGAGGACUGUCUUGCACAGUGCUGUUGCUAAAGGUGCGCUAGAUAUAGUGAAAUACCUUGUUGAAAACGGCGCUGAUGUAAAUAGCACGGAUAUUGACGGGAGGUCAGUUCUACACAGUGCUGUAACUGAACGUAAGCUAGACAUGAUAAAAUACCUUGUUGAACAUGGGGCUAAUGUAAAUGGCAAGGAUUCUGAUGGGGAGACAGUGCUGCAUUUUGCAGUUAGUGAAGGUACCCUAGAAAUGGUAAACUAUCUUGUUGAAAAUGGCGCUGAUGUAAAUGGAAUGGAUACUAACGGAUGGACAGUGUUGCACAAUGCUGUUACUGAAGGUAAGCUGGAAAUCAUAAAAUAUCUUGUUGAAAAUGGCGCCAAUGUAAAUGGCAGGUAUACUGAUGGAUGGACAGUAUUGCACUAUGCUGUUUCCAAUGGUACACUAGAAAUGGUAAAAUAUCUUGUUGAAAAGGGAGCUGAUGUAAAAGGUAAAAAUACUGACGGGUUGACAGUCCUGCACAGUGCCGUUACUAAUGGUGCGCGAGAUAUAGUGAAAUAUCUUGCUGAAAAGGGCGCUGAAGUAAAUAUCAGAGAUAUUUAUGGGUGGACAGUGCUGCACAGUGCUGUUAAUCAAGGUGAGCUAGAAGUAGUAAAAUACCUCGUUGCAAAGGGCGCUAAAGUAAAUAUCAGGGAUAUUUAUGGGUGGACAGUGCUGCACAGUGCUGUUACUAAAGGUAUGCAAGAUAUAGUAAAAUACCUCGUUAAAAACGGCGCUGAUGUAAAUGGCGAGAAUACUAACGGGUGGACAGUCCUGCACAGUGCUAUUACUAAUGAACAUGGCGCUGACAUAAAUUGCAAGGAUGCUGAUGGAUGGACCGCCCUCCACGCUUCUGUCGAUACUGGUGUAUUAGAAAUUGUUGAGUAUUUAGUUGAGCAGGGUGCUGAUAUAGCACUUGAAAGUAAAAUCAGCGCUCAUACUCUUGGCACUGACAUCAUGAGAAUGGCUGUUGUGAACAAUUCAGUUGCUUUGGUCAAUCUCCUGUUGCAAAAAAAAAUCGUUGUGUGGAGAGCUGGAAAACUGCUUGUUGAGGGAAAGCAAAUGAGUCUUCUUGAAUGGAGUAUUUUCCUUGGUCAUGAUGAAAUUCCGAAUAUUCUCAAAAGGUCCGUAAAACAUCGUGAAAAAAUUCAGGUGUUGAAAACAACGAACUUCAACCAGUUAGAAAAGACUGAAAUACCGAUGGAAGCUUUUGUCGCAAAGAAUCAAUUCAAAAUUGGUGAUGGUGGUUUUUCUUGUGUCUAUGUUGGUCUCAUGAAAGAUCAAAGUGAAGUUGCUGUUAAGAGAAUUGUGGUGCAAAGAAACUCGGUGAAUUUGAAGAAACUUGGUUUGAAGAAAGCUCGAAAGUUUGUGUCAUGGCUGAUGAAUCAUAAAAUUGAUAAGAGACCUUAUGCUCACGAAGCGCUGAGGGAUCCUUUUGUUUAUAAUACAUAA